ACCAAAAGGUCUAACCUGCCUACUUGUAUACCAACAUCUAAUAAGGCGGACGAGAAAAACAUAACAAAUGCCAAACCUGUUGAUACCGAAACUGGGCAGAUGAUCUAUCCUCGCAAGACUUAUAUCCAGAAGCUCAGUAUCAAGGACAAGGCUAGGCCCAACCGCAUGUUGGAUAUUGCACUUAGUGGACUUAGAGGUUUCACAUACCCCUCAGUCGUUUACGCAGGUCUGAUGUACGGUGCCAACAAUUUAGUAUGGUCGGGUGUGCAGAACGCUACGGCUGGUACUGUAUACACCACGAUGUACGGCUUCUCUACUGCCGGUGUAGCAGCGGCUUAUGCCGGAGGCUUACUCGGUACUAUGGUUGGAGGCUACUACUGCGGCAAGGUCGGUCGGCUGCUCACGAUCCGCCUCGCCCGACGCAACAAUGGAAUCUCGGAGUCGGAACACUCCCUCUGGCUCUUCUCCGCAUCAAUGUUUCUGGUACCAUUCAGCAUGCUCCUAUACGGCCUGGGUGUGACCUACCACAUUCACUGGAUGGGCCUCGUCAUCUCCCAGUUCACCCUCGCCAUCAACAACGCCCUUGCUGUGGCGGGAUCACUCGGAUAUGCCAUCGCGUCGUAUCCGCAGCUUAGCGGUGACAUGAUCACCACAUGCGUCAUCAUCCGCAACACCAUGUCGUUUGCAAUCAACUAUGGAAUCACUCCUUGGCUAAACCAUAUGGGAUAUCGCGAUACCUACAUUAUCGUUGCCGCGAUCGGAUUCGUCUGGAAUGCCAGUAUCUUCGUCAUGACCAAGUACGGUAGGACUAUCAGAGAGAAUAGUGCGAGCAGAUACUGGCGUCAUGUUGCCAAAGCGCAUGCCAAAGGCCUCAGUCACUGA
This is a messenger RNA of Colletotrichum lupini, 882 nucleotides long. Its product is annotated as major facilitator superfamily transporter. The record is from RefSeq and is a predicted model, not a curated record. Gene Ontology annotation, biological process: transmembrane transport. The transcript has 3 exons. The annotation marks the transcript as partial. NCBI's taxonomy places the organism in Eukaryota, Fungi, Ascomycota, Sordariomycetes, Glomerellales, Glomerellaceae. Gene Ontology annotation, molecular function: transmembrane transporter activity.